AUGGUUGUUUAUGAUGAUCAUAUUAUUUGGGAAAGGGAAUCUGAUGAAAAUGAAAGUUUUUGUUAUGCAAUUUUAAAUUAUAAAUAUAAAAUCAAUAAUGUAUUAUUUUCGCAUAUUGUUAAGCUCACUCAAUCAGAUGGGCCUUAUGUCACAGUUCCCUGCCCAGAUAUUGAAGAACAUAUCAAAAAUUCCUUUUAUCUUUUAAACACUCUUCAUGAACAUCUUGAUACACAAUUACAAGAAAAUUCACAAGCAGAUGAGCAAUCAGAAACUUCUACAGAUGACUAUCAACUAAGUGUAUUCCCUAUUACUCCACCAUCCGAAACAGAACCAACCAAAGGAACUGGUGAAACAAGUGCUUCCACAGAAGAGAGUAACUUAUCACAUCCAGUGGCAAAUUCAGAACAAUCGCAAUCAGAAACACAGGAUCAAACAGAUAGUUUAAUUCCAACAUCAAUUCAACCGGAGGAACAACAAGAAAUAACUCCCGGAACCCAGGAACAACAAAACGAAGAGGAAAUUCAUGAACAAGAAUCAUUUUCUACACCGAUGGGCAAUUUAUCACAGGAGCCAACAAAUGAAGAACAUUCACAAUUAGAAACUGAGGACAAUACACAAUCAAAUGAUCAUUCUGAAACAUGUACUAUACCCAAUGACAGUACACUAAAUGGACUCUAUCCAUAA
This is a messenger RNA of Theileria annulata, 684 nucleotides long. RefSeq lists its product as uncharacterized. The record is from RefSeq and is a predicted model, not a curated record. The transcript has a single exon. NCBI's taxonomy places the organism in Eukaryota, Apicomplexa, Aconoidasida, Piroplasmida, Theileriidae. The coding region runs from base 1 to 684 and encodes 227 amino acids.